Messenger RNA from Amoebophrya sp. A120, 1499 nucleotides. The record is from the annotation of a GenBank genome assembly. Lineage: Eukaryota; Dinophyceae; Syndiniales; Amoebophryaceae.
GUGGUACUUAUUCACCCCAGAAAUCCAAAUCCCUCUCCAAUUUUCACCGGUUUUAUUCGAGUUAAAUUUGCCCUCGCGUAGUUGACGUGGUGCUCUUCUUCUACACAAACGAGUAGAACGACGAUCAUGAUGAAGCCAUCUGCAGGAAAAUUCUUUUCCUUUUGCGGGCCUUGCUGCAAUCUGGUGGCCCUCUUCGGAGCGUUGCUAGUCCUGGUUGCACCAUUGUGCCUCAAGUUUCACCUCGUGGCGGACGAGGGAAGUUAUUUCCCCUCAGCAUCCUGGUCGUGGUCUACUUUUUCGUCCCCGCCAGACAAGGACCACUACAUUUGGGCAGGUGGUCCUGACGAUCAAGACGGCGAGAGCGAGAAGAAUCUUCAAAACCUGAACCUCCUCUGGCUGGGAAAAGAAGAACAGGACCACGACAGCGACGACGCCCUCUACUUCUACGAUGACGACGAUGAAAACGACAUCGAGCUCGAGCUCCACGACGACCACGUUGCCAACCAGUUUUCCUUUUCGUGGAAAAAAGCGGCAAAAGCCUGGGUGGAGGAAAUUAUCUCCAAGCUGUUUUUGUUUCGGUCCGCCUCCGCGGCAAGCCAUGCAGUCUUUACCAUGCUUGUUGGCGAGCAGGAGAGCGAAGAUUUGUUGUUCGCAAAAAAUAAACGUCAUUUAACCAGCUCCUCGUCAUCAAGCAGUACAUCAACUCGUCGCCGCCCGACCACAACCACCUCUCGCCGCCGCCGGUCUACUUCCUCGAACAAUGGCAGCGGAUCAGGCGGAGGGGGAGGCACCACUGCUCUCUUGAUUAUUCUGAUCGUCGUCGGCUGCAUUAUCCUUCUCUGUACCUAUUCUUGGCUCAUGGAUUAUUUGAACAGGAGAACUAUCCAGGCAAACCUGACAAAGGCGUAUGAGGUCAUGAAAAAGGUGCGGGAAGCGGAGAUCAGUAACGCGAGAAAUGCGCUCGAAGACGAGGGGAAGUACGUCCAGGCGGAGGAAUUUGUUCAAAGUGAACUCAGUGGAAAGAAAUGGACCACCAUGCCGGAUGUUACCAGGCCAGGUGAGUACUAAGUAUUACUUAUGUGUAUGGCCUCGUCAAAGAAUCAACGUUCUGAAUUUGAGGCUAGAAAAAAUAAACUCUAUCCUCCAUCGGUUCUCUUACACGUGAACUUUCUGACUAAGCUGGUCGUGCUUGUUCAGCUCUACUUUUGUUACUCUCUAUGUCAUAAAUGAUCACUGCCAAAAAUCAUUCAACAGGCUGCGGCGAGGAAUUGGAGAUCCUGAGAGCGACGAAAGCCGCCGUCUCUUCCGCGGCCAGGUGCAUAUCAAAGAAGGCCGGGCACCGGGCAAGCCUCUGGGCACCGAUGUUCAAUCCCAGGUCGAGGGUGUCGUGCUCAGUGGAAAAAAACCGAGCGAAAUUGUGCUUCUGUGGUCGGAGUCCUGGAAUAGCCAUCUGGGCACGCCGCAUUUCACGACCGAGUGCCGAGCGAAGGUGCAAGUGA